This is a messenger RNA of Trichoderma harzianum CBS 226.95, 834 nucleotides long. RefSeq lists its product as hypothetical. The record is from RefSeq and is a predicted model, not a curated record. The transcript has a single exon. Bases 114 to 785 code for a protein of 223 amino acids. NCBI's taxonomy places the organism in Eukaryota, Fungi, Ascomycota, Sordariomycetes, Hypocreales, Hypocreaceae.
CAACUGUGUAAAACCACAGAUCCCAGAUCGAAUGAGAAAGCAUAGUUGAUUUACAUAACGACCGCUCUGCUUCUUUUCCUUACACCCCACCUUCGAAGGAGAAAGUGACAAAAAUGUCGGCCCUCACUCUAUAUCGCGCCAAUGGCGUUAGCUCUUUUAUUCCUCAUGUUCUUUUAAAGGAAUUGAUGAUUCCUUUCACCCCAGUGAUCAUGCAGUCAGGACCCAAUAGGUGGGAAGCUGCUGACGGCAGCCUCGAUAACACCAACUAUCGCAAUAUCCACCCCCAAGGCUAUGUUCCAGCAUUGCAAGUGGAUGGUGUAAUAAUCACAGAACUUCCGGCAAUAAUUACAUAUAUAGCAUCAUCAUCUACCGGCAAAACCAACCUUCUUGGUGACGACAAAAUUGAGCGCGCUAAGGUUGUCGAAUGGAUGGCCUGGCUCUCUGGCACUGUUCAUGCUCAGGGCGUUUCUAUGUAUUUUCGGCCAGAGCGAUUCACAGAUGAUUUAUCUCAAUAUGAAUCCGUUCGUUCGAAGGGAAAAGCAGCAGUCUUGAAAGGGCUGCGACGAAUUGAUCAGAAUCUGGAAGGAAACGUGCAUCCGGUUGGUGUUAAUGAGACCGUGGUCGACUUCAUUCUUCCAAUGUUUUGGUACUCGUCAAUGAGAAUUGGAAUUCCAAAUUUGCAGGAGACCUUCCCGCACCUCAGCAAUUUAGUCAAGAAGAUGGAGAAAAAGGCAUCGUUGAGAGAAGCGGCGGAGUUGGAAGGACUAGAGCUUUAUUUCGGGUAAUUUAGCGAAACACAUUAUCAAUAUUUGAUUGGAAUAGAGCUGAGAGUCA